Messenger RNA from Mesorhabditis belari, 666 nucleotides. Lineage: Eukaryota; Metazoa; Nematoda; Chromadorea; Rhabditida; Rhabditidae. The record is from the annotation of a GenBank genome assembly.
AUGGCCAAGCUGAAGGCCAAGAAUCUACGCGAGGAGGAUCUCAACGAUAAACGUGAGGCUCGAAAAGCCGAAUUGACCGCAUUUCGGUGGUUGAGAGGGGUCACUUUUGGCUUAGAGAUCGCCAAGAUUUGCGGACAUUGCAACGACAAGAAGACGGCUGCGAAGACAGUUUCUGAAGCGAGUGCCGACACGUUCUUUGGUCUAUUCGUUAAGCAUGUUGGAACUUUGGAGGAAAAGGGAGUGGUUGUCGCGGUGCUCGAUGCCUCAUUUGAUGUUCUCGUUUUCAAAUAUGGAGUGGUUAAGCGAGUCUAUGUGAAUCGACUCGAUAUGGCUCGUGACCCGGAAUUCCACGAAAAUGCUGCGCCACCACGUCUCACAUUAUACUGGAAGUCGAAGGAUGGAGUGAAUCCCAUUGUUGUUCAAGAAAUCACCAUUUGCACGGUCGUCGACGUGGUGCUCAGCGCUCUGCCUGAGCCUACCAAAUAUCAGGCCGUGAUCAAGAUGCAACCGACGGCCGAGGCUCCAAAACUCAGCGAUCUUCUCGCGGCCAACGUCGAGAAAUUGGGGACAGACGGUGAAGCUUCGAUCAGCAAUGAAGACAAUGUGCUCGACAUGCGAGCUGAGACGAUCUUCGCCGAUCUGGGUUCAUUAUUAUGUUUUCAUAUU